Aspergillus fischeri NRRL 181 is the source of this 1992-nucleotide messenger RNA. It is a transcript of the gene fmpC, whose product is annotated as ATP-grasp enzyme fsqD. Lineage: Eukaryota; Fungi; Ascomycota; Eurotiomycetes; Eurotiales; Aspergillaceae. The transcript has 2 exons. Bases 1 to 1992 code for a protein of 663 amino acids. Gene Ontology annotation, molecular function: metal ion binding; ATP binding. The record is from RefSeq and is a predicted model, not a curated record.
AUGGCAACGCAGGAAAGACUUCAAGUCAGGUCGAAGAACAACGAGGGACUCUUCCAGGAGUACUCGUUCGUCCUAAGUUCUCCCCCCACGGAGUCCUCCUGGCAAUCACUCGACUUUUUGUUCUGGGAAGAGCCUGGCUAUCACGGGCCUGACCUGCUGAAUGAGCCGGACGACGUUCGCAUUUUUCAACUCGACCAGGAUAAUGCGUCCAGGGAGAUCACACCAGCCUCUCUUGGCUCGCCAAAAGCAUUUGGGUUCUUGUUGCAAAUGCUUCGCGCGUCGGCUUCAGGGGCUAAGGGCGCAGUAAAAUUGAUUGUGCCCUUGCACAGUGGGUAUAUCGUUCGCUCAGACAUCAUUCCACUGCGACUUCGAGACUCUGAAUAUGUCGAGUCGGCACUUUCUUUUGCAGAGCCGCUGCAGACUUACAGUGGCAAGAAAGUUGCCAUUUCCGGUCGCUUGGACCUUACGGCAUACUUUGCGGCCGCCGCAGCCGGCCUGAUUCUCCGUCAAGGCUCUACGCAUGUUUCCGAUGCCGGAUAUCAAGCGCUAUUUCGGAUUGUCGAGUCAGACCUUGAAAACCGACUCUCGUUUCCGUGGAUACAGCCAGGAACCCCACGACGCAAGACGCUUGUAUUAGUGGACGCAAAUAGCUCACAUCCCGAAGACGGACUUGGCUUUUACCGUGCGGCGAGGGAGCUUGGAAUCAACGUGGUCGUGCUGGAGAAUUCAGGACACUGGCUGGAAGACCCUGCUCAGGCACAAUGGCGCGAGGCUUUCAUUCCCACCCGAUUGACGAAUCCUCCUGAGGAAGAUGUUGGCGACCACAUCCUUGCAUCUAUCAGGGCCUAUGGCAAGCCGGUGGAUGGGAUUGUCACCUUUGCGGACUCGUUCUGGUACUACAUUGCUCAAAUCGCCCACGAGAUCGGAGUUGAUACCGCGCCACCUGACUCACUGCGCAUCGCCACGAACAAGUUCCUGACAAGUAAAUAUGUCGGUCAUGAAGCCUAUCUGGCAUCUAAUGUUGAUGAGGCGCUCAAAAUAGCAAAGGAGGUUGAGCUCCCAUAUCCUCUCAUAGUCAAGCCUUGCGAUGGCUGGAGCUCGGAAGGAGUGUCCCGAGUCGAGUCCCCCGAUGCAUUCCCAGCAGCCAUAAAGUCGAUCGAUACGUCGCGUCACGGGACCGAGUUUGUGAUGGAGCCAUACUGCGACGGGCCAGAAGUGGACGUCAAUCUUGUCUUAUUGGACGGUCAAGUCCUUUUCGCCGAGAUAUGCGACGACUUACCCAAGUCCGCGGACGUCAAUGGGCCCACUGUGGGAUCACUGACCAAUUUCCACGAGCUGAACAGCGUGUACCCUUCCGCGCUGCCGUCUAAGGAGUUGGAUCUGCUCAUCAAUAGCUUUGUUGGCACUCUCCUGAGCCUGGGGAUUAGGAAUGGUGUUAUGCAUCUGGAGGGGCGAGUUGAGAACUCCUCGAUGGAAUACCAGGAGCGGAACGGGAUGAUGGACCUACAGGCGCGCGCUCCCCAAGCGACUCGCCCAGAACCAUCGGCUUGGCUCAUUGAAAUCAACCCCCGCCCUCUUGGCAUGACCGGCUCGCAUAUCAUUGAAUCUACCUACGGCAUUGACUACUGGGGGUUGGCUGUGGUCCUGGGGGUUGGUGAUAAGGACAGGGCGCGUGCAUUAUCGAAGCCGUACCGGUGCGGUCCACAGUAUACCUGUAUCAUGGUUUUCAUUCCAGCAGACUUCCCACCCUCGAGCCAGGGCAUCUUUGAUACGGACGACAUCUGCGCCGACUUGCUCGCCCGAAGACCCGACUUGGCCAAACACAUCAGUCGAUGUGCCACUCUGGUAAAGCGAGGCCAGAAGGUUGCUCACCCAACCACGGGCCGUCAUACCUUUUUGGCCUACUUCAACGUCUUUUCAAGGGCUGGUCGACAGGAAGCCUUGGAUUUGGCGCGGCAGGUCCGGGAAGAGGUCCGCUAUUCCUUUCUCUAA